Teleopsis dalmanni is the source of this 2472-nucleotide messenger RNA. Its product is annotated as protein Aster-B-like. Gene Ontology annotation, molecular function: sterol transfer activity; sterol binding. Gene Ontology annotation, biological process: intracellular sterol transport. The record is from RefSeq and is a predicted model, not a curated record. Lineage: Eukaryota; Metazoa; Arthropoda; Insecta; Diptera; Diopsidae. Gene Ontology annotation, cellular component: endoplasmic reticulum membrane; plasma membrane; endoplasmic reticulum-plasma membrane contact site.
CUUUGUAUGGUUUUGUUGCUAAAAGUGAACGUCGUCGUCAACAUUUUCUGUCGUGUCUUCGAUGCGCUGAGAAAAAUUUUGCUUUGCAAAAUAUUAAAAGAAUUUAUACUGAAUCUCAUUUGCAUAAAUAAAACGAAUAAAAUAUAAGCAAUGUUAAUAUAUUUAGCAUAAUAAAAAGAUAUUAAUGUAAGGUGUUAAGUAUAUAAUACGUGAAAAGAAUAUAGUUUUUAAGAGAAACGCGAAAAAAAGGAAAAAUCGAAUACUAACAGAAAAUCUCAAACAAAAAUACUCGAAUGAAGUUAUAAAUUAGUGUAGCGCUGCCGGUUAAGUGCUUUAAUGAUCAGUUAAUUCGAUAUUGUUAAGUUAAAUUAAGAACAAAAUUAAGAGAAGCACACAGCUUCCUGUACUUGGUUUGCUUGGAGUUGUCAUGAGUUUUGCAGUAACGCAAAAACAAGAGCCAAGCACACUAGCAAAUACAGAAGUCACAACUGACACAAAACUAUCAACAACAACAUCCUUUAAAGCAAUUGAUAAUUUAACAGCAUCGAGUGCAGCAUCAAUUUUACCAACAGUAUUGACAGCAACAUCAGUAGCACCGACAGCGAUAGCGACAGAGAUAGCGACAGCGACAACAACAACAACACAUUCAACAACAUUAACAAAAACAACAACACCAACAGCUGUGGUAACAGUCACAUCAGUUUUGGGUUGCACAUAUGCAACGGCACAAAAUUGGUUAAGCAAUUUGUGGCAAUUAGAAGCGACACAGCAAUUUAAGCAGCAACUGCAGCAAGAACGACUGCAUCAAGUGCAAAAUCAAGAACAACAUCAAGAACAAGAGCAAGAACAACAGCAACAGCAACAGCAACAGCAACAGCAAUUGCAACUGGCAGAGCAACAACUGAAACAGGAGUUGCAGUCGUGUAGCUCAGGAUAUUUCGCGAAAUCAACGCUCAUGAUUAAAAAUAAUGAAAGUGCUUCGAAUCUGUUGGAUUUGGGCGAAAAUGAAGAAAAAGAAGUAUUUAAAGAGCUGCAAAGGAGAGGAUCGACACAAGACGACGUUUUAACAGUUACAGCGAAUAAAUUGAAUACUAUAGAGGAAAGCUACGAGAGUAACAAUUCCACACAGACUGUGAAUAAUUCAGUCUUAAGUUUAAAUAUACAAAAUAAAGAAUUAAGUGCAACGGAUGAACCAACAACAACAAUAGCAACUACCAUAUCCAAUACAGUGCCAGCAAAUAGCAGUGAACUUUCUCAAGUACUGGAAUACCCUGUCAAUAGUAACUCUACACCAGCAAAUACGGGUAAUAACAGUAGCACAACUAUUAGCCUUGCAACAACAGAGGCAGGCUCAGGGUCAGGUUCAGCUUCUGCUACAGGUUCAACUGUUACUAGUACAACUGUAAUAGCAUCUACAUACAGUUCAGAGCAAACUGUUUCACCAGUAAUAAGUACUACUGCAACAGUGGUGAGCAGUGCAACUCAAAGAACACCAAGUCCGAGCGAUUUUAAUAACAGUUCAAAGGUGAAACUUAAUAAAACACCUUCAUACACAAAACUUUCCAGUAGUUUAGGCGUCAGCAGUGGACGUGUUGAAGAGGAUACUAUAAGCAAAUCGAGUGAUACAUCAGGUGAAUUAGUGCGUGGCAACUCUGCACAAGAGUCUAGUUCUUUAUCGAUCGAAAAGUCGAAAAGUGGUUCGAGGCUAUCUGAGCGUGCUAAAAAGAAGUCCUGGUAUAACGUUUUAUACCCAAACUAUAAGUCACGCUCACAGGACUUUAAGAAAUUGUUUAAGGAGGUCCCAAAUGAUGAACGACUAAUUGUUGAUUAUUCUUGCGCCUUACAGCGUGAUAUUCUUGUACAGGGUCGUUUAUACGUAUCACAGAACUAUGUCUGCUUUCAUGCCAACAUAUUUGGUUGGGAGACCUAUUUAAGUAUCAACUGGAAGGAUGUUACUUCAAUAACUAAAGAGAAAACAGCACUUGUCAUACCAAACGCUAUUUCAAUUUGUACCAACAAAGAAAAGUAUUUCUUUGCCACUUUCACUACGCGGGAUAAGGCGUUUUUGAUGCUAUUUCGAGUAUGGCAGAAUACGUUAAUGAACAAGCAAAUGCUCCCACAGGAGAUGUGGCAAUGGGUGCAUAUUUGUUAUGGUGAUGAAUUAGGUUUAACCACAGACGACGAAGAUUACAUUGAUCCAACAACAACAAGUAUCCCAAACGAAACAGAAAGUGAUAUUGAUUUUGUAACAGCUGUAGACGAUAGCUCUGCAUCCAGUUUGUUAGUUGCUGCAUCCGAUUUAGGCACAAUCACUAGUAACAACAUUAAUAUAAACAUAAACCAAAGUAUUAACCAAAGUGGUAAUAAAAAAAAUAUUAGCAACAAUAGCAGUAGUAGUAGCAGUGCCGGCAGUAGUAGCGGUGGUGGAGGUUUAAGCAAAUCAAAGUCGAAGUCAUAUUUUUUUAAUUCAAA